CGGGCUUGUGAUGCUAUAUCUGCGCGACUGAAAACGGCAUGGCUUCCACUGGGCACACUGAGCUCUUCUUGUGUUAAAUUUUUAGAGUAAAAUCAACUACCUGCGUAAAAGUCGCGACAUGGACAUAACCGAGGAACAAGAUGAGAGUUUUGGGAUAGAAGUUGUUCUUCCAGACGACGGGAAACCGGCGCCAUGUUGUCCGCAUGGUCCCACACUGCUGUUUGAGAAAGUCGCCAAAGGAAGCAAAGAAGGCAGGAGGUUUUAUGCCUGUUCUGCCUGUCGAGACAGAAAAGACUGCAGCUUUUUCCAGUGGGAAGAUGACAAGGUGUCUGAGGCCAGACUGUUGGCCAGAGAGGCAGACAACAAGUCAAAGCAGCCUCCGUUCACCCAGCAGGAGUACUGUAACAGGUUUAGGAAGUUCGCCUCCCUCCCUCUGGAUGAGAAGAAGUUCUGUCAGGAUUGUCAGAUUCUGCUGCUGCCUGCAGAGCUCAGCGCUCACUCUGCUCACAGGUCCACCGCCGUCAGCGCCGCUCAGCUGAGGAGGCCCAGCGUGCUGCUCCGUCCUCUGGACAACAAGAAGAGCAACGCCCAGUACCUGUUCACCGACCGCAGCGCACACUUUCUCCUGGACACCCUGGCUGGUCUGGGGUACAGGAAGGUGCUGUGUGUGGGAACACCCAGACUGCAGGAGCUGAUCAAGCUGCGGAACCUGGAGCAGAAACAUGAACCGAUGAAGAGUCUGCUGCUGGACAUCGACUUCAGAUACGCCCAGUUCUACGCUCAGGACGACUUCUGUCAUUACAACAUGUUCAACAAUCACUUCUUUGGCGGAGAGGCCUCCAGUGGCGUCCUGAAGGCUUUCCUCAGAGAGUCCGAUGGGGAGAAGGUGGUGAUGGUGGCUGACCCUCCGUUCGGCGGCCUGGUGAAGCCUCUGGCUCACAGUUUCUCUCUGAUAGCGCAGACCUGGAAGAAGCUCCAGAGCUGUGACAGGUCUGACGUUGAGCUGCCCAUGAUGUGGAUCUUCCCGUACUUCUUUGAGCCUCGCAUCCAGGAGGGUCUCCCUUCUUUGACCAUGCUGGACUACCAGGUGGACUAUGACAACCAUCCUCUGUAUAAACAUGGGAAGACGGGCAGGAAGCAGUCUCCUGUCAGGCUCUUCACCAACAUUUCACCCGGAGACGUCGUCCUGCCCAAAGAGGACGGGUACAGAUUCUGCUCUUUAUGUGACAGAUACGUUUGGUCGCUGAACAAACACUGCGCCAAAUGCAACCUCUGCCCAUCCAAGGACGGCCGUGAAUGGAAGCACUGCUCAGCAUGUGGGAAAUGCGUGAAGCCUUCGUGGAAACACUGCCAGUCCUGUGGCCGCUGUGCCCUCCCGGACCACCCCUGUGGUGAAGGAAACGACGGCUGUUUCAACUGCGGCAGCCUGAAGCACAAACGCAGAUCCUGCCCUCUGAAAGACUCGCACAGGAUCAGCAGUUUUCGGCCCAAAGCCAAGAAAGGAGGUAACAACGUGCCCUGUCGUCUCUCCUUUAAGCCUAAAGGGAAGAGGAAGUCUGGAGCAGCUCGCAGAGCCAAGAAGUUGGCUGCUCAGUCCACGUAACGUCAGCAGUCACGCGAUGUCUCAUCAGCUGUGUCGCCACAAGCAACGGAUAUUUCUGUUUAAAGCCCAGUGGUUGAUGUUAAGAGUGUUGUGACAGAAUAAAAAUGACAUGAAGUGAG
This is a messenger RNA of Acanthochromis polyacanthus (spiny chromis), 1722 nucleotides long. It is a transcript of the gene zcchc4, whose product is annotated as zinc finger, CCHC domain containing 4. Gene Ontology annotation, biological process: rRNA methylation. Gene Ontology annotation, cellular component: cytoplasm; nucleolus. NCBI's taxonomy places the organism in Eukaryota, Metazoa, Chordata, Actinopteri, Pomacentridae. The record is from RefSeq and is a predicted model, not a curated record. Bases 119 to 1603 code for a protein of 494 amino acids. Gene Ontology annotation, molecular function: zinc ion binding; rRNA (adenine-N6-)-methyltransferase activity; nucleic acid binding. The transcript has 13 exons.